AGUGCUAUUAUGAUGGAUGUUUACAUCUCUUCAUUGAGAGCCAAUUAUUUUGCUUUUGUGUGAGGCCCGAGAAUCACUUGUGUUGCCUGCUUGCACAAAGCCUCAUUCACAAAGCCUCAGUUGGAUGCAGCUGAACAAAUUGCUUUUUCUACUCCGGUGAUCCCAGAUUUUCAGUGUGAAUGGAUAUUUCCCCACUUCACAGCCCAAACAUCUGGAGAUGGAAACUUAAGGCAGCAUCCAUGGCUCUGUUUCAUCUUGAUGACAGCUGGAUCAUGCUUUGUGACAACUUCCUUAAUGACAAGAAUUACUGUGACCGGAAGCUUUAGACAUAUUUUUAAGGAGGUGCUGUAUCUCCAUGUGAGAUGUACAUUGAAGCUUUGGGACAAAAUGAGGUGCCUGCGCAAGCGAUCCGCUGUAUCCUUUCUAGGAGUCCUUGUCAUUUGCUUGUUGUUCUUGAACUUAUACAUUGAAGAUAGCUAUGUUCUGAAUGGAGAUAAGCAGUUAAUCAGAGAUACGGCAACACAUCAAUUAAAUUCUGAGCGAUAUGUUCACAGUUUUAAAGAUCUGUCCAACUUCUCAGGAUCAAUAAAUGUUUCCUAUCGCUAUCUGGCUGGCACACCUUUACUAAGAAAAAGAUAUCUUACCAUUGGACUAUCUUCAGUCAAACGGAAAAAAGGGAAUUAUUUGCUGGAGACAAUCAAAUCCAUAUUUGAACAGUCAAGUUAUGAAGAACUGAAAGAAAUUGCUGUGGUCGUACAUCUGGCAGAAUUUGACUCCACCUGGUGUGAUAGCAUGGUUCAAGAUAUUUCACAGAAAUUUGCCCAUCAUGUAAUUGCUGGCAGAUUAAUGGUAAUCCAUACACCAGAGGAAUAUUAUCCAGCUUUGGAUGGACUUAAGAGAAAUUACAAUGAUCCAGAAGACCGGGUGAAAUUUCGCUCCAAGCAAAAUGUUGAUUAUGCAUUCUUGCUUAACUUUUGUGCUAACCUUUCUGAUUAUUAUGUAAUGUUAGAGGAUGAUGUUAGAUGUGCAAAAAACUUCUUGACUGUUAUUAAGAAAGUCAUAACUUCACGAGAGGGAACCUACUGGGUAACUUUAGAAUUUUCCAAGUUGGGUUACAUUGGGAAAUUGUAUCAUUCCCAUGAUCUCCCUCGUUUGGCUCAUUUUUUAUUGAUGUUCUACCAGGAAAUGCCUUGUGAUUGGUUGCUGAUACAUUUCCGUGGACUGUUGGCUCAAAAGGAUGUCAUACGCUUCAAACCAUCCCUUUUUCAGCACAUGGGAUAUUACUCAUCUUACAAAGGAGCUGAAAAUAAAUUAAAAGAUGAUGACUUUGAAGAGGAUUCAUUUGACCUUCCAGAUAACCCUCCUGCCAAUUUGCAUACCAAUAUGAAUGUAUUUGAGAAUUAUGAGGCGAGCAAGGCCUAUAGUAGUGUGGAUGAAUACUUCUGGGCGAAAGCACCCUCUACUGGAGAUUUUUAUGUCGUUGUCUUUGAUAGGCCUCUUAAAAUUAACAAAAUCAAAGUUGUCACUGGUACUGAAGACCGUCAAAAUGAUGUUUUGCAUCAUGGUGCUCUGGAAGUUGGAGAAAAAACUGUUGGGGGCAAAAAGGAAAGGCAAUGUACUACCUUCUUGAGACUAGGAGAAUUUAAAAAUGGAAAUUUGGAAAUCACAGAUGUGGAGCAUAAAGUUCUUUUUGAUAUUAACUGCAUGAGAAUACUUGUUACCAAAAGCCAAAAGGAAUGGUUGAUCAUUAGAAGCAUUAGCAUAUGGAUUUCACAGCUACCAAGUCAAUAAGGAAAAUCAACAGCAGCAGAAUAUACCAUUGCCUAAAUCCAAUGAAAUAGUGCCAUGAAAUGACUUUUUUUUUUCAAUCUUUUUGCUACAGAUACUGGCAAUCUGGGAAAUCACAAAACAAAUAAAAGCAAUCUAGUUUUUACUAGUUCAGUGAGGCAAUAUUCAAGUAUUACUUUGUUGGAAUGUCUGAAUUUUAUAGAACGUGUAGACAAGUUUUGUCCAUCACUCAGACACAGAUCCACUUCUUUGUUGUUUUCUUCUCUUUUCUCCUUUGGGAAGGACUGAUUGUGUUUUUGACAUCGUACAAUUUAUAGAUUUUGUGGGUUCAUGAUCAUCAAUUGUCAAAGGAAUUUAAGUCCUUCAUAUUCAUGUACAAAUUAAAAAUGUGGUGGUGAUUUGUAAUUGUACAGUGGUUGGUGGCUUGUUUUGAGAUAAUUUUGAUAAAGAAGUCCUGUUAAUACAGCUGAUGUUCUCUACUGUGAGCAUUGUAAAAAAGAUAUGUUGAAAUUACAUUUGAAAUUACACAAUUGGUUAUAAAUCUGUACUUAUCCUGUAAACUACA
Messenger RNA from Pantherophis guttatus, 2353 nucleotides. It is a transcript of the gene MGAT4C, whose product is annotated as MGAT4 family member C. Gene Ontology annotation, molecular function: acetylglucosaminyltransferase activity. NCBI's taxonomy places the organism in Eukaryota, Metazoa, Chordata, Lepidosauria, Squamata, Colubridae. Gene Ontology annotation, biological process: protein N-linked glycosylation. The record is from RefSeq and is a predicted model, not a curated record.